Messenger RNA from Purpureocillium takamizusanense, 2068 nucleotides. RefSeq lists its product as uncharacterized. NCBI's taxonomy places the organism in Eukaryota, Fungi, Ascomycota, Sordariomycetes, Hypocreales, Ophiocordycipitaceae. The record is from RefSeq and is a predicted model, not a curated record. Gene Ontology annotation, biological process: acyl-CoA metabolic process; fatty acid catabolic process. The coding region runs from base 724 to 1929 and encodes 401 amino acids. Gene Ontology annotation, molecular function: fatty acyl-CoA hydrolase activity. Gene Ontology annotation, cellular component: peroxisomal matrix. The transcript has 4 exons.
ACUGAACCGCGGAUUUUCAUUUAAUAAGGUAUAUGCUGCUUACACCUCGGGAAUCUUGAUCCAAGUCUAUGGCCGUCCUGAGGGCCAAAGCGCAGGAGCAAUUCGAGAUCCAAGACUCGCCCCUCGUCGAUUCGGUAGCACCCAACAGCAAGCAACAAACGGGGCAGCUCCGAAUUCUGAACAACGUACAGUAUACAUGACAACAAUUAGCUCCAUCGUCCAAUGUAGGCCACUGCUUGCAUGCGGCCGCCCUGCUGCACAUCUGCCGGGCUUGCAGAUGGGCAAGGUUGGAACUACCUAACCUUACGACGGUGUAGCAGCUGGUGUCGGCGCCCGUGCCACUGUAUACUGUACCUAAGGUAGCAAGCUUCAACGCUCACGGCAUAGGUACCCUGCGUUGCACCAUUAUCCCUGGACAGCUCCUCAACCGCCAGAAAAGCCUUGUCCGUUGUCGAAUGCGCGUACGCGACAUGCAAUGGGUGCACAGAUGCUGACAGGGCUCUCGGAAGACUUUGCCCAUCACGUAUUUUUCGGCAUUAUUUGGAAGUACCUUAUGGCUGGCCGAGGCGCGACGCUCAUGCGGGGAUUUGCCGAGGUCCGCCGCGACGACCCUAUUAUUAGGCGGAUGCCGACGCCAACCUAAUAACUACCUAGUACUCACCUACCGCUGGCUUCGUGGUAGCGGAAACAUCAAGGUAACCGACCACAGCGUACGAGUCACAGAUGUCGGACAAGCCUUACCCAAGUGAACGACACCGUUCCAUCGCCGAAAGUUGGAUCGAGCAACGCGACAUGGCCGCGCAGCCGCAGGAUUUUCCACGCCGGAGCUUCCAGGAGGCGCUUGCGUUGACGCCUCUCCCUGCUAGCCAGGAUGCCCACGGCCGUGUCGUCAAGCGGUACAUGAGUCGGCAGCCCGCUUGGAAGCCCGGUGAUGAGCUCCCCUGGGACGCAGUGUUCUCAUCCCUGGACGGGCCGCGCCCCAGGUAUGGCAGCGCGGGAGUCUUUGGCGGACACGUCUAUGCCCAGGCGCCCUUGUGUGCCGCGAGAGCCGUCGAGGAGGAGGAGCAGCAGCAGCUGGGCGUCAUCAGCAGCAGCUCCCAGGGGAAGCUGGGUAUUCACUCUAUUCAGGGCGUCUUCACGGCACCUGGUCUUAAAGACCGGCCCUUCGUCUACGAGGUCGCACCGCUGUCCAACGGACGCUCGUUCUCCGCCCGCACCGUCAACGCGCGUCAGACGAAGGAGCCUUCAAAAGAGCCGCUCGGCCCCUUCCCGGCGUCUGAUGCCGACCUUCCUCUCAAGGAUGUUUGCUUCAGCUGCAUCACCACAUUCAAGCGAUCCCACCCUAUGGUAGAUGAUAUUCAACCAACGCAGUCUGCCCAAGAAAUCUACGCCGACAUCCUCUCAGCUCGAGCUCCUCAUGAAUGGGACACCAGUCCGCAGAGCGAUGUAGACUUCAUCAAGGACCUAUUCCCGAACGCUGGCCACGGGGGUUUUCCGAUACUUGACAUGCACAAGGUCGACAUGACCGAGUUCAACGCCGGAAAGCCGAUUCCCGAGCGCCGCGAGCUCAUCUACUACCGUCUCAUGAAGCCCCUCGACGAGGACGACGUCAACGCCCACAUCGUCUGCCACGCAUACGAGGCGGACCGGAACGGGCUCAUCAUGUGCGGCAACCAUCUGGGAUACGGCUACAACCUCGGCGCUGUGGCAAGCCUGACCUAUUCAUUUUACGUGCACGUCAACCCGGAGGAGAUGGUGCUCGACACCGAACGGUGGUGGCUCCAAGAGGUCUCAUGGCCUAGAGUCAAUGCAGGGAGGUGCAUGAUGGAGAGUAGGCUUUGGAGCCCCGAGGGGAGGCACAUUGCGAGCGGAUACCAGGACGGCAUCAUACAGCCUGACAAGUCCUCGGGGGGUUACGGCAAGCUCUAGGCGUGAGACGUGACGGCAUACCUCGCCGCAACAUGGGUGUAUAUAGACUGUAGAGAUGUCGAGGAUCAUGUAUGCGACAUGCGACCAUAGACUUGAUAGACAGAGUUUCGAAGCUCAUAACCAUUCACCCGAGCUGGGG